ACCAAUGCCUAAGAAGAGAUUGCCUUCAAAGAAGGCGGCAUUGAUGACGGGGGGGAAGAAACGGAAUCCCAGCACCACGGCGCCGGAUCCUGCGGCUGGUACACAAAGCUCCUAUACCCGUGAUGGUGCUCCGUCGAUUAACGCGAGCUGUCAUGGGAAUAAGCCUCUGCCCGCUGCUGGAACUAAAACAUCCUUGACUCCGGAAUCUCAAAUAAAACGGAAGCGUGUUCGGAGGAACAGGAAAAACGCGAAAUUAGCGUCGAGCGCUCCAAAUGAAGUGCCCCUGGCAACCUCCUCCCCUAUCCCCUCUUUUGCCGCUACCAUUCUGGGAGCUGGGCCGGUCAGCCCACCCCCGACUUCCUCUGUCAACUCACAGUCUACCUCCUCAAAAUCCAGAAAGAGGAAGAAGAGGCAUCCUGUGAACGCGGGAAUCUCGUCUUCGUCCUCGCACUUGGUUUCCCUUGCCCAUCCUCAAAAUCAUCCGUCGUCAGAGGUAGCCCUGAAAAGGGUGUCUCCAUCGUCAUCUGGCCCAGUUCUUAGUGCCCUUCAAGCGAAAAUGAAAGCCAGGCUGGAAGGAGCGCGCUUUCGCGAUAUCAAUGAGAUGCUGUACACCUCCCGUGGCGACCAUGCCCUUACCACGUUCAAAAACGAGCCCGCUCUCUUUGAAGCGUACCACAAAGGCUUUCGGGAGCAAGUCCAGAAGUGGCCCCGGAACCCCCUAGACGAUAUUAUCGCAUGGGUGCGCAGGCAGCCACGGACGCACACUUUUGCCGAUUUUGGCUGUGGAGAGGCUCGUCUGGCGGCCUCCUGCCCCCACCAUACGGUCCACUCAUUCGACCUGGUAGCUCCUGGGGGGGAGGAGGCAGGGAGGGCGGGGACAGUGAUUGCUUGCGACAUGGCAAACGUCCCACUGCCGUCGGAGAGCGUCCACGGGGUGAUUUUCUGUCUGUCACUCAUGGCUACGAACAUGAUGGAUUCCCUUCGGGAGGCCGUACGCGUGUGCGUG
Nannochloropsis gaditana CCMP526 is the source of this 1006-nucleotide messenger RNA. RefSeq names its product ribosomal rna-processing. The record is from RefSeq and is a predicted model, not a curated record. The annotation marks the transcript as partial. The transcript is spliced from 2 exons. Gene Ontology annotation, cellular component: nucleolus. Gene Ontology annotation, molecular function: methyltransferase activity.